AUGAUGGAAGACAACAAACACCUGGCACAGAGGAUUGAUGGGGCCAUCCAGUCCGCCAGUCAGGAAGUGACCAACCUCCGCUCCGAGCUCUCGGCCACCAGCCGCAGACUGGCAGAGCUGGGUGCCAGCAGCCCCCCUGCUCUGGAGAACCACCACCAGCACAACCACCACGAUGACAGCCUCCAUUACCGGGAUCCAUCAGUCCAUCACAGACAGAAGACGGUGGUGACAGACAUGUGCUACCCGACAGAGAUAUCCAGCCUGAUGGACUUUGGCACUGCAGACUGCUCGCUAGGCAAAGUGUUGUUGCGCGAGGAGGUGGCCCAGCUUCAAGAGGAGGUCCACCUGCUCAGGCAAAUGAAGGACAUGUUGAGUAAGGACCUGGAGGACACGCAGGGCGGCUGCUCCUCUAAUCUGCUCUCAGCCACCGAGCUCCGCGUGCAGCUGGGCGACAAGGAGCAGGAGCUGGACCGAGCCAAGGAGGCCUUAACAGCUAUGAAAGCUGACCGUAAGCGUCUAAAAGGGGAGAAGGCCGACCUGGUGAGUCAGAUGCAGCAGCUGUACACAACACUGGAGAGCCGAGAGGAGCAGCUACGAGAAUUCAUUCGCAACUACGACCAGCACCGAAAGGAAAGCGAGGAUGCAGUGAAGGUCCUGGCGAAGGAGAAAGACAUGCUGGAGAGGGAGAAGUGGGACCUGAGGAGACAGACCAAGGAGGCCACGGAGCAGGCCAACAUCCUGCGCUCUCAGAUGGACAUGAAGGAGAACAGGAUCAAAGAACUGGAGGCCGAGCUCACCAUGGCGAAGCAGUCUCUGGCCACCCUGACAAAAGACGUACCGAAGCGGCAUUCGUUGGCCAUGCCGCCGGAGCCCGUGGUGAACGGCAGUCAGGAGUGGGUGAUGCAGGCCGACCUUCCUCUCACCGCCGCCAUCCGACAGAGCCAGCAGACGCUCUACCACGGCCACACCACGGACAGACAGGCUGUGGUCAGGAUCAGCCCCUGUCACUCUCGCCAGCCCUCGGUCAUCUCUGACGCCUCGGCAGCCGACGGCGACCGCUCGUCCACGCCCAGCGACAUCAACUCACCUCGUCACCGGACCCACUCCCUCUGCAAUUCCAUGGAGGACCUGGAGGACCAGAAGCGUAAGAAGAAGAAGGAGAAGAUGACUCUGGGAUCUCUGUCCCGUGUGUUCGCUCGGGGGAAGCAGCGCAAGUCACUGGACCCCGGCCUGUUUGAUGGUACAGCCACCCCCGAUUAUUACAUAGAGGAGGAUGCAGACUGGUGAUACUGUGUGUGUAAGCGUGAG
Molecule: messenger RNA, 1308 nt
Organism: Limanda limanda (common dab)
Lineage: Eukaryota; Metazoa; Chordata; Actinopteri; Pleuronectiformes; Pleuronectidae
Gene: kaznb
Product: kazrin, periplakin interacting protein b
Exons: 8
Coding region: 1-1287 (428 amino acids)
Source: RefSeq, a predicted model, not a curated record